AUGCCUACUAAGAUUGAAACUGUUGCAAUUGCUGGUGCAUCUGGCACCCUGGGACCCUACGUGUUCCAAGCACUUGUCAAUGCAGGCUUUCGGGUCUCAGUUCUGACUCGUUCUCGAAAGCCUGGAGCAUAUGCCUCGGACAUCAACGUCUUCGAAGUUGACUUCGAUUCAGUGAAGUCACUAACCACUGCACUUGAAGGUGUGGACGCUGUAGUAUCUACAGUGGGUGGCACAGCUGUCGACAAUCAGGCUGUGCUUAUCGACGCCGCCGUUGCCGCAGGGGUGAAGCGUUUCAUUCCUUCUGAGUUUGGCAGCGUUACCACCAAUCUGGAGCUCGAAAAAUUUCCGCUCUAUAGUUCCAUGUUUAAGAUUCGGACUUAUCUCCAAGAAAAGGCAGCAGCUGGAGAGUUGUCGUGGACAGUUCUUGCAUGUGGCGCCUUCUUGGACUCUGCUUUGAACACUCCAAUUUUGCUGGACUUCCAGAACCACACUGUGACUAUGCUCGACGAAGGCGACAAUCGGAUCAGUUCUACUUCCUUGCCUGUGGUGGGAAGAGCUAUUGCUGCAAUCUUACAAAACUUUGACGCCACUCAGAACAAAGUCAUACGUGUAUCAGAGGCAAUUUUGACUCAAAACAAACUGAUUGGGUUUGCAAAGGAGCUUCGGCCUGAUAUCAAAUGGAGGACUAGCAAGGAGCAGACAAGCGUGCUUUUGCAGGAAAGUCUGGAACAAUUUGGUGCUGGAGACUUCAGUAUGCCGACUUUUAUGAAACUGAUGAAAGGCACCGCUCUCGCUGGUGAUACUUAUGGUGGCGCAUUUGAUGUGACGGACAAUGAGCUGCUUGGGAUCAAAGAAUUGGCACCGGCGGACCUGAAGAAGCUUAUCGCCGAGAAGCUCGCCUAG
This is a messenger RNA of Penicillium manginii, 903 nucleotides long. RefSeq names its product aromatic alcohol reductase. The transcript is spliced from 2 exons. NCBI's taxonomy places the organism in Eukaryota, Fungi, Ascomycota, Eurotiomycetes, Eurotiales, Aspergillaceae. Gene Ontology annotation, molecular function: oxidoreductase activity. The coding region runs from base 1 to 903 and encodes 300 amino acids. The record is from RefSeq and is a predicted model, not a curated record.